GUUUUCUUUUACAGUAAAGUUUGUGAUCAUGGCGCGAGUACCACCGCCUGCGAAAAAAGAGAAAAAGGAGAAGAAGCCUCCUAAAGAUAAUUCCAAAAAUGUUAUGAGGAACCUACACAUUAGAAAACUAUGCUUGAACAUUUGUGUCGGAGAAUCUGGUGAUAGGCUGACCCGUGCUGCAAAAGUGCUGGAACAACUGACUGGCCAGCAACCAGUUUUCUCUAAAGCUCGAUAUACUGUGCGUUCCUUUGGAAUCCGACGUAAUGAAAAGAUUGCUGUCCACUGCACUGUCCGUGGAGCCAAAGCUGAGGAGAUUCUCGAAAGGGGUCUUAAAGUAAGAGAGUAUGAGUUGAGGCGAGAUAAUUUCUCAGCCACUGGAAACUUCGGGUUUGGUAUCCAGGAACACAUUGACUUGGGUAUCAAAUAUGAUCCAUCCAUUGGUAUCUAUGGUCUAGACUUCUAUGUUGUACUUGGCAGGCCAGGUUUUAAUGUAGCACAUAGAAGACGUAAGACUGGCAAGGUCGGAUUCCCUCACCGUUUGACAAAGGAAGAUGCUAUGAAGUGGUUCCAACAGAAAUACGAUGGUAUCAUCCUUAACAGCAAAAAGUAAUUCUAAGUAAAGAAAAUUUACAAAA
Chilo suppressalis (striped riceborer) is the source of this 635-nucleotide messenger RNA. The record is from the annotation of a GenBank genome assembly. NCBI's taxonomy places the organism in Eukaryota, Metazoa, Arthropoda, Insecta, Lepidoptera, Crambidae.